GUUAUAGAAAAAUCUUCUAUAAAUGGUUGUUUACUUCAGCUAUCUAGCCUUAGGAAAUAGCUUGCCUUCUUUGGCUAAUUAUUGGCAAAUUGGAAAGUCUACUGCCUAUGACAUUGUGCAGGAAACUUGUCGCGUUAUUUCUAAUACUAUAGGUGCAACCUAUCUCUUGCCCUCAAAUCAGCAAGAAUACAGAGAAAUUGCUGAUAAGUUUUGGCAGCGAUGGAAUUUGCCCAAUUGCGUCGGAGCCCUUGAUGGUAAACAUAUAAGAAUUCAAUGUCCAGCAAAUACUGGAUCUCAAUUUUUCAACUAUAAACAGUAUUUUAGUAUAGUGCUAAUGGCAACUUGUGAUGCAAAUUACUGCUUUACAUCAAUCCAUAUUGGAGAUUAUGGAUCGCUUUCUGAUAGUAGUGUGUUCAGUGCUACAGAAUUUGGUCAAGCUGUGGAAAAUGAUACACUGAAUAUACCGCCGCCAUCCCCUUUGCCCGGCACAAAUAUUAUGAUGCCUUAUUUUUUUGUAGGGGAUGAGAUAUUCCCUUUACGUCAAUUUGAUGCGCCCAUACUCUAAACGAAAUCCAUUGACUGAGACCCAGCGU
Pogonomyrmex barbatus (red harvester ant) is the source of this 593-nucleotide messenger RNA. RefSeq lists its product as uncharacterized. NCBI's taxonomy places the organism in Eukaryota, Metazoa, Arthropoda, Insecta, Hymenoptera, Formicidae. The record is from RefSeq and is a predicted model, not a curated record.